AUGUCUAAUCAGAAAGAAAAAGUACCUUCCCUAGCAACAAAAACAGUUCGCGUGGUAUUUGCUGCACUGCUGUUAGAUAUCUUGGCUUUUACUAUCAUUCUUCCACUUUUCCCCAGAUUAUUGCAGGACUACCGAGAAAGAGAGCAGGGUGAUGAGACCACAUUGUUAAGUUUAUUCCUCCAUCAAAUACAACUUUUUAGGACAUUCACUGGAGGAGGGAUCAAUCCUAAAUGGGAUUUAGUACUUCUCGGGGGUGCCUUAGGAUCUCUGUAUUCUUUCUUGCAAUUUGUAGCAUCACCAGUUAUAGGAACUUUUUCAGAUAAAUAUGGGAGGAGGAAUACAUUAUUAGUUACCAUGAUCGGAAAUAUACUAUCGACAUUUAUAUGGCUUUUCUCCAAAUCAUUUGGAUGGUUUGUAUUAUCACGGGUGGUGGGGGGAUUAAGCGAAGGUAAUGUACAAUUGUCUGUUGCGAUAGUCUCAGACGUGACGACGAAAGAAACUAGAUCAAAAGGAUUGGCAUUAGUAGGAAUAGCUUUUGCCGUGUCUUUCACGAUUGGUCCUGCCCUCGGUGCUUUUUUUGCUUCAGUAGAUCUGUCCAAUACUUUUCCACAACUUGUUGAAUGGGGGUUGAACCCUUAUUCAAUGCCGGCACUGGUUGCCCUUCUUUUACUUUGUGUAGAAACAUUAUACUUGUACCUGUUUUUGCCAGAAACAGUUAAGACCUCCAAAGAAAGUUCUGCCGAUUCUGAUCUCAGCUCAAACACCCUUCAGAGCAGUUCAAUGAAACAGCGUCUGAAAAACUUAACUAUAUUGAGUUGGAUUCACCUUGUGUAUCUCUUUAUCUUUUCGGGAAUGGAAUUCACUCUUACGUUCCUAACGUUUGACCUAUUUGAUUUCACCAAUAUGCAAAAUGGUAAAUUACUGGGAUAUAUAGGAAUAUUAUCGGCCAUAAUUCAAGGUGGAUAUGUUAGGCGUGUGGCGCAUAAAGUAGGAGAGAAAAAGCUUGUUGUUCAAGGUGUACUAUCCUGUGCGAUCUCUUUGUCAAUUAUAGCUUCACUAACCAGUCUACCCAACGGAAUCUUAUGGCUUUAUGUUGGUGCAACUUUUCUAUCAUUUACAUCAGCCACUGUGGUAAAUUGUUUAACGUCCAUAGCUUCAAUGCAAUGUGAUGGUGAUGGUGAUGGUGAUGAAUGGCGGGACGGUGCUUUAAAACAGGUUACACCUGAGAACGAUGAUAUUUUAAAAAAAUCGAAGGAUGCCGGCGGUGAAAUAGCUAGAGGAAAAGCAUUGGGGAAUUUCAGAUCAUUUGGACAAUUGGGUCGCGCGUCAGGGCCUAUUGCUGCGUGUGGACUUUACUGGAUGACUGGUUCCGAAAAGUGUUAUGGAUUGGGUGCCUUGUCUAUGUUAAUUAUAUUUAUAAUAGUAAUUCUUAAAAUUCCGUUUGUUCAGAAAGCAAGACCGAAAAAAGAGUGA
Molecule: messenger RNA, 1473 nt
Organism: Acaulospora morrowiae
Lineage: Eukaryota; Fungi; Glomeromycota; Glomeromycetes; Diversisporales; Acaulosporaceae
Source: the annotation of a GenBank genome assembly